UGCAGGGGAUGAUACAGUGUGUACGAGAGUACAUUGGCCUGUUGGGGUCUCCUUAAAAGAAACAACUGUUUCUCUUUCUCUCUCUCCGUGUUUGAAGAACAAAGCACACUUCUUCUCAAUUUCCUCUGAGAGAGAAAGAGAGAAAGUGAGGGACUUGGAGAGAAUUUCUGUCAUCACAGCACAUUGAGUCACCAAUCAACCAUGUCUCUGGGGUAUGCCGAGAAGCUUUCCUACAUAGAAGAUGUGGGCAACGUUGGAAUGGUCGAAUAUUUCGACCCAUCCCAUGUUUUGCGAGAGAAAAUAGAUCAACUUGCUAUCAUGAUAAAAAAGAGUAAGCAUCUAGUGGUGUUUACAGGUGCAGGAAUUUCAACUUCUUGUGGUAUACCUGAUUUUCGAGGUCCCAAGGGAAUUUGGACGCUUCAGCGUGAAGGUAAAGCCCUGCCGGAAGCAUCACUGCCAUUUCAUCGUGCAGCACCAAGCUUGACACACAUGGCUCUGGUUGAAUUAGAAAAGGCUGGUAUUUUGAAGUUCGUCAUCAGUCAGAAUGUUGAUGGUCUCCAUCUUCGAUCUGGAAUACCAAGGGAGAAACUUGCUGAAUUGCACGGGAAUUCCUUCAUGGAGACAUGCCCUUCUUGUGGAGAAGAGUACUUUCGUGAUUUUGAGGUAGAAACUAUCGGUUUAAAGGAGACAUCAAGGCGUUGUUCAGUUGCCAAAUGUGGGACAAGACUUAAGGAUACAGUCCUUGACUGGGAGGAUGCAUUGCCUUCAAAGGAGAUGAAUCCUGCUGAGAAGCAUUGCAAACAGGCAGAUAUAGUGUUAUGCCUGGGUACAAGUUUACAAAUAACUCCAGCAUGCAACUUGCCUCUGAAAGCACUUCGUGGUGGGGGUAAAGUUGUUAUUGUAAAUCUCCAGAAAACUCCAAAGGACAAAAAAGCCAGUUUAGUCAUACAUGGGUUUGUAGAUAAGGUAAUUGCGGGUGUCAUGGACCAGCUUAAUAUGCAGAUUCAUCCAUUUGUCAGGAUUGAUCUUUUCCAGAUUAUUCUAGUGCAAGCUUUGAGCAACGAUGAAAGAUAUGUGAACUGGACUCUCCAGGUUGCAAGUGUUCAUGGACAAAAAGCAGCAUUGCCUUUCAUCGAGUCUGUUGAGAUCUCCUUCUUGGACAGGGAAGAUUACAAAGCAGCCAUUCUGGAUAAGCAACCAUUUCGGCUUAAAAGGAGAACAGCAUAUAACAAAGCAUUUGAAAUGGUUCUGAAACUCAACUUUAGCGAUGGUUGUGGUUGCUCAUCCCUUGAAAUUGAUGUCCCUGUUGAUUUUAAGGUUUCAACUGACUGCUUUGACUUUGAUAAGGACUACAUAUUCCAAAAGCUGAGAGACAAGGCGGUUCUGGAAUCAAGAUGUGGUCAGAAUGCUGUUAUUGAGAGAAAGGCCAUCUUGACGCCUAGAAGUGAUGUCACUACCUAUGCCAUUGUGACCAAUGUUGUUCAGUACAGCAAAACAUGUAAAGCAGCCCUUGAUUCUCUUAGUAAUGGUGAUUUUAAAAAAAGAAAAGCUAGUGUGACUGGUACUGGAUCAUCUAGGAAGCGUUCAAAAGUGUCCUCCAAGUGUAAAAGAGAAUGUUAGGGGUCAUAUCUAGGUUUUGUACGUAUGAUAACAUCAAGCAUUAGAAACUGACAUAGAGACUGAGUGAAUUUUGUUAGAUGUUACACUCAGUCUCCCCUAAAUGGUGUCCAUGAUACUAAAGGCUUUUGAUACCGUAAUUACUAAUAUAGUGGGUAUUCUUGGUGUGGCUUUUGGAAUGUUUCUUAUUGAAAAUUCCAGACAACUUGAUGUUAAUUAUAGGUGUAGAACGAAAUUUAGUUUGAAAAAUCUGAGUAUAUGCAGAGCUCAACUGGUGUAAAAGUGUUUAUUUUUUUGUCCUUUACCCGGUGAAGUGUUAUUUUUAUCUUGAAUCUUUUCAAAUUCUCAGAGCUCAACUUGGAAUGUUA
Molecule: messenger RNA, 1985 nt
Organism: Glycine soja
Lineage: Eukaryota; Viridiplantae; Streptophyta; Magnoliopsida; Fabales; Fabaceae
Product: NAD-dependent protein deacetylase SRT1-like
Exons: 14
Coding region: 202-1620 (472 amino acids)
Molecular function (GO): NAD+ binding
Source: RefSeq, a predicted model, not a curated record